AUGAGCCUGGGGUGCACCCAGCCCGGACCAGCACUGCUGGUGCUGGGGGAGGCUCUGCUCUGCAGCAUCCCUGCCCAGGCCACCUCGCUGGAGUUGGCAGCACCCCCAGCACUGCACAGGCUGCCCCAGCACUGCGCUGCCCCCCCAGCACUGCACUGGCUACCGACUUACUCAGCCGCGGGGGUGAAGCCCAACACGGGCCCUGUUCUGUGGCUGGCAGCUGCCACACCAGAGCUGUGCCCCAGCCCUUGCGCAGCUCAGCGUCUUGCUGCAGCCCCUGUGCAGAACCUGCACCUCUGCGAGGGCUACGUGGGCCCUGACGGCCAUGACCACCCUGGCUUCUACUGCCCGCGGCUGAGUGACCCGCCUGGCCACCGAUACUGCUGCCGGCCCAGCCCGCGCGCCCUCAAGUCCUGCUGCUCCCAGCUGGCCCUGGAGGCCCUCACCGGGGUGAACGUCUCCAGCCUGGCCAGCCGGGGGCUCCUCCGGAACCCGCUGGCCCUGCCCUUCGUGGGGCUCUACGGGCUCCUCGUCCUCCUCCUCAUGGCCGUCGACCUCCUGCACUUCUACCAGACCCGGCGCUGCGGCCUCGGCCGCAUCCUGCCCCGCGCCCGCCGCCCGUGCCGCACCACGCCGGGGAGCCGCCUGUCCUGCUCCCACCCGCGCCGCAGCUCCCGUCGCCCCGGGGGGCUCCGGCUGCCCCGCGCCCCCCCCGGCCGGGAGUGCUGAGGGGGCGGGGGGUCGGGGCCCCUGCCCG
Columba livia (rock pigeon) is the source of this 757-nucleotide messenger RNA. RefSeq names its product protein shisa-like-1a. The transcript is spliced from 2 exons. NCBI's taxonomy places the organism in Eukaryota, Metazoa, Chordata, Aves, Columbiformes, Columbidae. The coding region runs from base 1 to 729 and encodes 242 amino acids. The record is from RefSeq and is a predicted model, not a curated record.